GGGUGGGAAGGGGUGCUUGGGUGGGAUUGUGACAUAAGAUUGCCCUGGUAGCAUGGAGCAGAUCUGGACCUCAGCCUAAUAAAGGUGACAUAACUAAAGGUGUCAUAAAGACAGGGCGGGGCGCACGCUCAUAAAGGGCAUGAGCAUCUCCGGGCUGCCAGAAUGGCUCCCAUCGAGUGCGCAGCACCAGCCUGUGUCAUGUCUUGGCUGUGUUUCUGGGGCCCAUGGCCCCUCGUUACGUGGCAACUAUUGGGUCUGCUAGUCAAGGAUGCUCAGCCUCUGGUGUGGGUCAAGGACCCUCUCCAGCUGACCUCUAACCCCAUGGGGCCACCUGAGCCCUGGUCUUCCCGCUCCUCCCAUCUCCCGUGGGAAUCUCCCCAUGCACUUGCUCCCCCAGCAGCCCCGGGGGACUUUGAUUACCUGGGGCCCUCUGCUUCUUCGCAGAUGUCAGCCCUGCCCCAGGAAUCGACUGAACAUUUGCCUCCAUUCCUGGACACGGAUUCAGCUGGAGAGCUGCCUCUGGGGCCCGAGCAGUUCUUGGCUGCACAGCAGGAUUUAAAUGACAAGCUGACUCCGCAAGAAAGGCUCCCAGAGGUGCUUCCACUGCUGGAUGGGGAUCAGAACCAGGCCACAGUUCAGCUUCCUCGCCUCAAAAAUAAGGUUCAAACUGCAGAUCUAGAUCGGGCUGCAGGUCAUCAGGCAGAUGAUAUACUUGUUCCACUACACAGUAAGGUUUCAAAACCAACCAAAUUUGUUGUUUCGCCCAAGAACCUGAAGAAAAAUCUAGCUGAGCAUUGGAGCCUUGCUGAGAUUAUUGGGAUUCCACACCAAUUAUCCAAACCUCAGCGUCAGAAACAGACUUUGCAGGAUGAAUAUUUGAGUAUGGACACACUGUAUCCCAGCAGCCUGCCUCCAGAACUCCGGGUGAACGCAGAUGAGCCUCCAGGGCCACCUGAGCAAGUUGGACUUUCUCAAUUCCAUCUAGAGCCCAAAACUCAAAAUGCAGAGACCCUGGAAGACAUUCAGUCCUCUUCACUCCAGGAAGAAGCCUCAGCACAGCUUCCACAGCUCCCUCAGGAGGUAGAACCUUCAACCCAGCAGGAGUCCCCAGCUCUGCCUCCAGAGUCCUCUAUAGAGAGUCUAGCUCAAACUCCACUGAAUCAUGAAGUGACAGUUCAACCUCCAGGUGAGGAUCAAGCUCAUUACAACUUGCCCAACAUUACCAUUAAACCUACCAUGACUUCAGAGCCCCAAAAUGAGGCAGAAUCUGCCCAAGCCCAGAAGGAGGCCAAAAUUCAGGCUCCAGAGGAGGUGGAACCUUCUGCAACCCAACAGGAGGCCCCAACUGAGCCACCAGGUCCUCCCAUGGAGGCUGAACUUUCCCCCAGUGAGCAGGAGCAGCCAGCUCAGCCUUCUGAGUCUUCUGGGGAGGUUGAAUCUUCUCCAGCCCAGCGGGAGGCCCCAGCUCAGCCCUUAAUGUCCCCUGAGCAGUUUCAACGUUUGAAAGACCAGCAAGACAUAAUUCAGCAGCUAAGUAGACCUGAAAAUUAUGAACUUCCUCCAGUCCGUAAAGAGACCACAACUCAGCCUCCAUCUCAGCUCUCCCCAGACUUUGGAAGUUCACUGAAUGAUGAAGCAAUAGGUUCACCUCUAGAUGUGUCAUAUCUAGAUCUAGAUAGGGAGCUUACCAAACCUACAGCAGUCACUAUGGGGGUAGAACCUUCUCCAGCCCAGCAGGACAACCCUCCUAUUCUCGUUGAACAGGCUGACUUUUCUCUAGCCCAGCCUGAUCUCCCUUCCCUGCCUCUGCAUUCUCCUGAAAAGAUUGAAUCUCCAGUCCACCAAGAGGCCACAGCUCAGACUCUAGAUCCCCCUAAGGAGGCAGAACCUUCUCCAGUCCAGCAAGGGCUCCCAGCUGAGCCACCAGAGCCCCAUAAGGAGGUUGAACCAUCUGCAACCCAGCAGGAAGCCUCGGGUCAUCCUCGCAAGUCCACUGUAGAGGUCAGUCCACCACAGUGGGAGAUAGCAGCUCAGCCAUCAGAGCCACCUGAGAAGGUCAAACCAUCUCCAGUCCUACAGCAGGCCCCAACUCGGCUUUUAAAGCCACCUAAAGAGGUAGAAUCCUCUCCAGUCCAGCAGGCAGUCCCUGCUCAGUCUUCAGACCCUGCUAUGGUGACAGAACCCUCUCUGACCCAGCAGAUGGCCCCAUCUUUGCCUCCAGAGUUCCCUCAGGAGGUAGAACCAUCUGUAACUCAGCAGGAGGUUCCAGCUCAGAUUCCAGAGCCCCCUAUGGAGGCAGAACCUUCUCUGACCAAGCAGGAGGCCACAGUUCAGGCUCCAGAGUCCCCUAAGGAGGUAGAACCUUCAAGGCAGCAAAUGGUCCCAGUUCAGCUUCCAGAGCCACCUAAGGAAGUUGCUGCUCAACCUCCAGCUCAUUAUGAGGUGACAGUCCCAACACCAGGCCAGGAUCCAGCUCAGCACUCAACAUUGCCCAGUGUCACUGUUCAACCUUUGGGCCUGGGACUUUUCAUCAUUCCAGAAUCCAUGAUAGAGGUUGAACUUUCUCCAACCAUGCAGGAGACCCCAACUCAGCCUUCUAAGAAAGUUCUACCCCAACUUGAGGUUAAACCAUCUCCAACCACGGAGGAAACCUCAGCUCAGCCUCCAGACCCGGGGCUUGCCAUAACUCCAGAACCCACUCCAGAGAUUGGACAUUCCACAGUCCUGGAGAAGACUACAGCUCCUCGUCCAGACCAGGUUCAGACUCUGCAUCGAAGCCUGACGGAGGUCACAGGUCCACCUACAAAGUUAGAAUCUUCGCAGGAUUCAUUGGUGCAGUCUGAAACUGCACUAGAGGAACAGAAGGCCUCCACAAGCACCAACAUGUGUGAGCUCUGUACCUGCGGAGAUGAGACUCUGUCAUGUGUUGAUCUCAGCCCAAAGCAGAGGCUCUACCAAGUGCCUGUGCCAGAGCCCAACACCUACAAUGGCAUCUUGACCACCUUAAAUUUCCAAGGAAACUAUAUUUCAUACAUUGAUGGAAAUGUAUGGAAAGCAUACAGUUGGACCAAGAAACUAAUUCUCAGUGAAAAUUAUUUGACUGAAUUACAUAACGAUUCAUUUGAAGGCCUGCUAUACCUCCAGUAUUUAGAUUUAUCCUGCAAUACAAUACAACAUAUUGAAAGACGUACAUUUGAAUCACUACCAUUUUUGCAGUAUAUAGAUCUGGGCUGCAAUUUAAUUACGGAACUGAGGCAUGGAGCAUUUCAGGCCUGGCACGGAAUGCAGUUUUUACACAACUUAAUUCUCAAUCGCAAUCCUCUGACUGCUGUCGAAGAUCCAUAUCUCUUUGAACUGCCGGCAUUAAAAUAUCUAGACAUGGGAACAACGCACAUCACACUUACAACACUCAAGAACAUUCUCACGAUGACUGUUGAACUGGAAAAACUGAUCUUACCUAGCCAUAUGGCCUGCUGCCUCUGCCAAUUUAAAAAUAGCAUUGAGGCUGUCUGCAAGACAGUCAAGCUGCAUUGCAACACUGCAUGUCUGACUAACACUGUACAUUGUCGUGAGUCCAAAUUGCCUGCUGAAGAAGCAUCUGUAGGGAAUCCAGAAGGAGCGUUCAUGAAGGUGUUACAAGCCCGGAAGCAGCACACAAGCACUGAGCUGACUAUUGAGUCGGAGGCGCCCUCAGACAGCAGCGGCAUCAAGUUGUCAGGCUUUGGGAGUGAGCAGCAAGACAUCAAUGACGAGAGAGACCUGAGUCCUCAAGAAAACCCUCUUCUGGAAGUAUUUGCUCCUUCAGAACGUUUUAGAGAAAACACUCAUGUAGAAGACACAGCUGCAAGAGAUGCCUCUGAAGAAAACGUUUUUAUGGAAAACACUGUUAUGCCAGAAGGUAGCAUCUCUGAAAACACAAACUACAAUCAUCCUGAGGCAGCUUCCCCUGGGACUGCAUUCAACUUAGAGCCAACUGUUACACACACUGAGACAAAAUGGGAACACAACAACGUGGGCACUGACCUGUCCCCCGAGCCCGAAAGCUUCAAUGACCCAUUGCUCUCCUCCCCAGGUGAUCAGUUUGAAAUUCAGCUAACCCAGCAGCUACGGUCCCUCAUCCCCAACGAGGAUGUCAGAAGGUUCAUGUCUCAUGUUAUCCGGAUCCUGAAAAUGGAAUGUUCAGAAACGUAUGUGCAAAUGUCCUGUGCCAAGCUCGUGUCGCGAACAGGCCUCCUGAUGAAGCUUCUCAGCAAGCAGCAGGAAGCAAAGGCAUCCAAGGCAGAAUGGGAUAUGGACCAAUGGAAAACUGAUAACCAUAUUAAUGAGAGUGAACAGAAAGAGCAGAAGUCGAGUGAGCUCAUGAAAGAAGUUCCACGAUACGGCCAUAACAACAACGUCAUCUUGACAAUAUUUGUGACUGUAACACUAACACUUUGGAUUAUAAUGAUUUGUCUGAUUGAGAUUCUUGCCCACAAAAGGGCAUCAAAGGAACAUGAAGAAGACUCAUCAAUGUGAGACCCCUGAGCCCAAGUUAAGGCAUCUGGAUGGCCUGGAGCCACGUUUUUAAAAUUUUAUUAUUAAGUAUUUUUUUUUUACUGAAAUCAAUGAUUACUUUGUGGUUGUGUUCCUCAAAACGAGGAUUUUUAACAAUAAAAAUAGCUUGUCAAAUCA
Molecule: messenger RNA, 4671 nt
Organism: Symphalangus syndactylus (siamang)
Lineage: Eukaryota; Metazoa; Chordata; Mammalia; Primates; Hylobatidae
Product: leucine-rich repeat-containing protein 37B-like
Molecular function (GO): protein binding
Source: RefSeq, a predicted model, not a curated record